Arachis duranensis is the source of this 2750-nucleotide messenger RNA. RefSeq names its product receptor-like protein 19. Bases 45 to 2633 code for a protein of 862 amino acids. Gene Ontology annotation, molecular function: protein binding. The record is from RefSeq and is a predicted model, not a curated record. The transcript has 2 exons. Lineage: Eukaryota; Viridiplantae; Streptophyta; Magnoliopsida; Fabales; Fabaceae.
AUGACUUCUCCCACUCUCCAAUAUAUCCCGGAAUCGGUAAUCUUAUGAGUCUCACCCAUCUCAAUCUAUCAUACUCAUCAUUUGGCAGUGAUAUUCCGUCCACAAUCUCACACUUGUCUAAAUUACUCUCACUUGAUCUCUCGUAUAAUGAUGACCUAGCACUUGAUGAAUCCACAUGGAGCAAACUCAUUGGUAACACCACUAACUUGAAUGAGCUACUUCUAGAUGAGGUAGGCAUGUCUUCUGUCAGAGAAACUUCAUUGUCUUUGCUCAUGAAUUUGUCAUCCUCUUUGCUGUCCUUGAGACUUUCUGACACUGGAUUGCAUGGAAAAUUUCCAACUGAGGUACUUGGUUUAACUAAUCUUGAAGAACUAAGUUUGUAUGGCAAUGAAGAGCUGAAGGUUGAACUUCCAAAGUCCAAUUGGAGCACUCCUCUAAGGAUCUUGGACCUCUCUUUGAUACCUUUCUCGGAAGAAAUAAUACCUGAUUCCAUUUCCCAUUUGAAGUCUCUUAACAAACUAUGGCUAUGGAAUUGCCAAUUUGAUGGAUUAAUUCCUGUGUCUUUGUGGAACCUCACUCAACUAACUGAGUUGAACCUUUUAGGAAAUAGACUUCAUGGUGAGAUUCCAUCUUUGCUUUCAAACCUCAAACAUCUCACCUACUUAGAUCUUAGUCGUAAUACGUUCAGUGGUCACAUCCCAGAUGUGUUCCACAACUUCACUAAAUUACAUACCUUGCAACUUUCUUUUAACAGUCUAGGAGGUCAGCUGCCAUCAUCAUUACUUGAUCUAACUCAACUUUCUUACUUAAGUCUGUCUUUUAAUCAAUUAAUCGGCCCAAUUCCAAGCAAAAACGCCACACUUUCAAAACUAGAAAUACUAAAUUUGGAUAAUAACUUUAUAAAUGGGACAAUUCCAGACUGGUGCUAUUCUUUGUCUUCAUUGACAAGGCUAGAUCUUAGCAUGAAUCAACUUACAGGGCCAAUUAGCGAAUUCUCCACUUAUUCAUUGAAAUCUUUAUUUCUCUCUGAUAACAAAUUUCAAGGUGAUUUUCCAAAUUCGAUCUUUAAAUUUCUAAAAAAUCUCACUGAUUUGGAUAUGUCAUCAAAUGAUUUCAGUGGUCUUGUGAACUUUUCUCAUUUUUCAAAGUUGGAAAAUUUAAAUUCUCUUGAUCUUUCUAACAAUAAAAUUCUCUCUUUUGAUAGUAAUUGUAGUGUUGAAUAUAUCUUACCGCAACUUGAAUCUUUAACUUUCUCUUCUUGUAGUGUUACUGUUUUUCCUUCAUUCCUAAGUAGACUACAAAAUCUAAGAAUUUUAGAUCUUUCUAACAAUAAAAUCCAUGGAAAGAUUCCCACUUGGUUCAGUCAUAAUCUCUUGCUCACAUGGAUGGACUUUAUUGACCUCAGUUUCAACCAGCUGCAAGGAGAUCUUCCAAUCCCACCAAAUGGCACCUAUUACUUUUCAGUUUCGAACAACAACUUCACAGGAGGCAUUUCUUCAACAAUAUGCAAUGCAAGCUCCCUCAAUGCACUAAUCUUGUCUCACAACAAUUUGACUGGCAAUAUUCCACAAUGCUUGGGAUCUUUUCCUUCGCUCCAGGUUUUGGAUUUGCAAAUCAACAACUUUUAUGGAAGCAUACCUGAAAACUUCUCCAAGAAUAAUGAUUUUGAGACUAUAAAGUUGAACGGCAACCAAUUAGAGGGACCAAUACCACAAUCGUUGGCUCAUUGCACAAAUCUGGAAGUUCUAGACCUGAGUGACAAUAACAUAGAAGAUGUAUUUCCCAGUAGGCUAGAAGCUCUUCAGGAAUUACAGGUACUCAGUUUACGAAAUAACAAAUUUCAUGGUACCAUCACUUGUUUGAGUAGGAAGCACCCAUUUCCAAAGUUGAGAAUUUUUGAUGUGUCUAAUAACAAGUUUAGUGGGUCUUUGCCAAUGCAAUACUUUCAAGAGUUUCAGGGAAUGAUGACUAUGAAUGAUAAUACUCAAGCUGAUGGUUUGGAGUAUAUGAGCUUCUAUGUUAAUACAACCAGUGUACCAUAUAAUGAUUCUGUGCUGAUCACCGUGAAAGGUCAAGUGAUAGAAAUGUCAAGGAUAUUAACUAUUUUCACAACCAUAGACUUGUCAAAUAACAUGUUUGAAGGAGAAAUUCCACAUGUCAUUGGAGAAUUAAGUUCUCUCAAAGGGCUUAAUCUUUCUCACAAUAAAAUCAGUGGUAACAUUCCACAAACUCUGGGUAAUUUGACAAGUUUGGAAUGGUUAGACCUCUCAUGGAACCAACUGAAAGGUGAAAUACCUCUGUCUUUGACAAAUUUGAAUUUUCUAUCUGUCUUGAACCUUUCUGAAAACCAGUUGAAGGGAGUGAUACCAACAGGAAAACAGUUCAAUACAUUCCAAAAUGAUUCUUAUAGAGGAAAUUCAAUGCUAUGUGGAUUCCCUUUGUCAAAGUCAUGCGGCAAUGAUGAAGAACAACCACCUUCAGUAUUUCCUGAGGCAAAAGAAUCAUUAUUUGGGUGGAAGUCGGUUGCAGUGGGAUAUGCAUGUGGAAUGGUGUUUGGGAUGUUCCUUGGAAGGUUGUUUAUAAAGACAGCGAAACCCUUGUGGCUUGCCAGACUUAUUUGUGGCUAUAUUUAACAAAACAUGCACAGCAGAUCAGAGGCCAUGCAAAUUGUAUGAGACUGUGUUAGCUUCUUGUGUUUUUCUUCUUUUUUUUUUCUGUAAUGAUGUGAACUACUCUGUUUUUUGAAUAAA